AUGCCGACCAUGCGUGCACAUCUCCGCUCUUCGGACUCAGUCGACUUCGAGCAUACAGAAACUAUGCGGGACAUGGAGGAAUUGAGACAUGCAGAAAAGGAAUACGUUGGUCCAAAAGAUGAACUACCAGUCCUGUUCUCAGCCACAUAUCCGGGCACUACCGCCGAUCGCGUACCAGGAGCACUCACGACAACUACGAGGACGCCGCGCAGCAACUCCAAAACUUCCAAUAUCAGUGCUACCAGCGAUAAGAUUACUGUGUUCAGAGAUAACGAGAACGAUGCGCCUCCGGUCAUCUCAAAGUCCAAGGCUGGUCAAUCCAGCCACAUAGAGAACUCUCAAAGCAUCACAAACCCUGUCAAAAAGGAUGUGCCGAGCACUGCUCGUCUUACAAGCAAUCUUGCCCUAUCGACUGAUAUAGACGUGGACCUAAAAAGUCCUGCCCAAUUGCGUCGCGCAUCUUCCUGGCGAACUGGCUUUCCAAGAAGUUAUGGCAGAGGGCCGCUUCACACUUGCACCACUUCCGCACCAAUUCUCACGACUCCAUCUGGUCCACGACACUUGCCACCGAACAAAGCGAAGCGGAUCCCGCUGGGUGACCAAGCCGAGGAAGUGUUGGUCACGACCGAUGCCAUUACACAGUACGUCAGAAACGCUCCUUUCUUUCCAGCAACGAGGGUGCUACAAGCGGGUCGUGUAGAUGUGGAGAUGGGACUCAACGGUGCUCGAAAAGUGGUGUCGCGCAUACCCACCAAAUUCGGCGAUGAGUCCACACAGUCCAAGACUCGCCAAGGUACACCUAUUAGGAAGUCAAGAGCUGGUUCUGGAAGUGGUACUUCUCGCAAUCGGAGCGGCAGCAAGAGUCGGAGUAGAAGCGGAGGUCGCCGCCCAACUACGCCUGGUAUUGCGAAGUCGCAUGAGGUGCCGCAUAUAGUCGCGCGGAAGAAAUGGGAUUCCUGA
Parastagonospora nodorum SN15 is the source of this 960-nucleotide messenger RNA. RefSeq lists its product as hypothetical. Bases 1 to 960 code for a protein of 319 amino acids. The record is from RefSeq and is a predicted model, not a curated record. The transcript is spliced from 3 exons. Lineage: Eukaryota; Fungi; Ascomycota; Dothideomycetes; Pleosporales; Phaeosphaeriaceae.